CACGUAUGAGACGCACGUGCAUGAAUUUACACCAAACAGAACAACGUUUUUUAAGCUCAAACAUACCAAACCAAAAUUAUUAAACCAAACGCGUGUUUUCAUUAGGCAAACACCAGUCUCAAUAAACAUCAUUUGUCUUGUUUUUCAUAAAUUCUUAGCUAAAAUUUCCACAAAAAAAAUUGUUAUGGACGCUGCCGAAACGUAUUUAGCGGCGACAGUUCGCGAAAGAAAAGGCACGAUGUAUCUCCGCUCAGAUCAUAACGAGUACGACUUGACGAAGACGCAUGUCUCUAAUUGGAAUCAAGACGCCGAAUCCUACCCCAAGGACUAUGACGUGUAUAAAGACAAGCCUUGGAACUUGAAGAAGUCAACUUAUAAUCACCUAUCCAAUCAAGAUGGUCCAAUGCCUAAAACUACAACCCAAGCUCUUUACGACGACAGGUCACAGGCUAAAUUCCACGUGGACAGAGAAGCCAACAAACCUCUACAAGGCGGAAUCACUUCCGACUCACGACUGGACGGGAACCUCGUUCGGGAAGUCAUCGGGCGAAACUUAAUUGAUCGCCGAGCAUUUUACGGGCUGACUACAUACAAAGACGACUACAAUUUGUACAAUGGUGCAAAAUGGGUACCUCACGACAUAACAUCCGAAGAGAAAGCGGAGUCCCAGAAACUAACAGACGACGAAAAAGUGGCAGUCGUUGGGAACCGAAACGACUUGAGCCAGUUCACAGAGAAGUCGAGGAGGUUCGGGGCGAAUACUUGGCAAGACGAAACGGGUGUUUACGGAACAGCAAUGCACAAAAGAUUAAUGACAACGCAGUUCAACCCUCUAAUGAAUGCAUUUGAAGCUUAACAACAACAACAAAAAAGAAACAACAAAAUGGACCCACGAGAAAAUAAUAUUUUGUGCAAAAAAUACUAUCAAAACAAAGACAAAGUGAAACCACGUUGUUUUUUGAAAUUA
Symsagittifera roscoffensis is the source of this 967-nucleotide messenger RNA. RefSeq names its product cilia- and flagella-associated protein 95-like. Gene Ontology annotation, cellular component: plasma membrane. The coding region runs from base 185 to 856 and encodes 223 amino acids. The transcript has 2 exons. Lineage: Eukaryota; Metazoa; Xenacoelomorpha; Acoela; Convolutidae. The record is from RefSeq and is a predicted model, not a curated record.